ACCCUCGACAGGCUGGGAUCUCAACAUCGACUCGUGUAAAUCCAUUGUUCUCGAUAAGAAGAGCCAUGUCGACCAGUAUGGGAGCCAAGUACCCCUUCUUCGUGUAUGCGCCCGACAAGAAGGACAUGGACGCCAACCAGAAGCGUCUCGACUCACGACUUCGACAUCUCGCCAACUUCAGAGACAAGGUGGGCGAUGGGGUGAUCAGCUUCGGUGGUGGCCUCCUCGACGAGGCAUCUGACCCCGCCCACCCCGACCCCAAGCGUCUAGUUGGCUCCGCUAUGAUCUUCCAAGCCUCAUCGCGCGACGAAGUCAUAAACCUCCUCAAGUCUGACCCGUACUAUGCCAACGGAAAGGGUGCCUGGGACGAGAAUAGCUGGGUCAUCCUGCCCUUGGUCUUGGCGAGCAAGCUACCCGAGCCUGCCGAAGUCACAGAUGCAAUCAAGGCACUCCAGGUGCCGCCCGAGUCGAAGGUUUAAGACGUUGGGGACCUAAGGAGGCGAGACAUGGUGCUGGCCAUGUCAUUCAGUGGGAAAUUUUGUACUUGUUAUGUGUGCUAUAGAAGUUUCUUCUUCAUCAUUCGCGGGUGUCUGAAAUGAGUCCGAAC
This is a messenger RNA of Coniophora puteana RWD-64-598 SS2, 607 nucleotides long. RefSeq lists its product as uncharacterized. Bases 66 to 479 code for a protein of 137 amino acids. The record is from RefSeq and is a predicted model, not a curated record. The transcript is spliced from 4 exons. Lineage: Eukaryota; Fungi; Basidiomycota; Agaricomycetes; Boletales; Coniophoraceae.